AUGGCACAAGAAAUGUCACCACAAAAGGAGGAAGCUCAAAACCAACCAAAGCGAAGAUUCAAAAUGAUGGCUCAAAAGAGUAAAUCAAAGCCAAAGCCAAAGCCAAACUAUGAUCGGAAAGCAAAGCACCCAGACUAUGUCCAAUUUCGGUGCAAUGUCAACGCUUUCAACAACAUCAUUAUAGACGUAAAAGACAAGCUGAAUGAAAGGCAGAAGAAGCUUCUCAAGAACACCCCAUUCUGGAACUUGAUUGAGGUGUUUUACAACCAGAGGAUUGACAUGAAUAACAUGAAUAAGUCAGACCUUGACUUAGUUCAGCUGCUCAAGAAGUUUGAUCCGGAUACAAAGUCCUUCAAAUUUGGCACCGAAGCAUUCAAGAUCACAGGCAAUGUAGUGAUUCAGAUUCUAGGACUGCCAAAUGAAGGAAAAUCUGUCAAACUUGUCAAUGAUAGGUACACUUCUACAUUCAGAAUAAGGCACUUUGGAGAAAAGGGAAAACCAUCAAAAAAUCUGGUAGAAGCAGAAUUACUGAAGACAAUUUCAUUGGCAAACCAACCGAAGAAAGAAAAGGCCAAGGCAGAGCAAAAGAAAGAAGCUGAAGAAGAAGAAGAAGAAGUUGACUACGACAAGGAGGUGGUCAGCAUAAUAUUGAUUCACCUAUGCAUGACAUUCCUUUUUGCCAACGCUUCAUCUACUUUGCAUUGGAAAGUAUUUGAGCACUGUGUGAAUCUGGACACACUUUCAAGCUAUUCUUGGGCAAGUGCUGUUUCAGCCUACAUGAAUGAAUCCUUGGUCGCAAAAGCAAAAGCAAAAGCAAAAGCAAAGAAGGGAGGAGAAGGCUCUAUAGGAGCUGUUUCGGGUUGCAUUAUCCUAAUAUUGAGGACAAACAUAAUACAACCAAUCCUGGGCAAGGAGAAAGAAACUCCUGCCAUUCUUAAAUGGAGUCUUGUGGAACUCCACACAAGAUUCAACCAAAUAAAGGACUUGAAUGACAUUGAGGGUAUUUUCAAAACUCCUAAAAAGCGAAAAACUACCAGGGAAGAGGAAGACACUGUUGACAAGAAAAAAGAAAAAGAAGAUGAAGGACAACAAAGAGAAGCAGAGGAAGCAGAAGACCAAGGAAAACCUGAUAAUGCUGAUCAAACUCCAGAAUUAAAAGAGGAUGGAAAGAAGAAAAUGUUUGAGAAUGAGCUGGAAAUGAACCUCUUGCAAUUCAAGACCUCUUGGAGGAUUGCAGAAUUGGAAGGCAAGAAAACUUGUAUUGACAUGGAGAAGAUUGCCAAGAAAAAGGAGAUUGAAGAAAAGUACAAGGUAGAAAUUCAAAGCUUGUUGUCAGACCCAACAGUCUUUCAAAUGGAGAUCGAUCUGCCUACAACACAACCAACACAACCAGUUGAAGAGCAAGAAGAAGAAGAAGAAGAGAAAGAAGACAAGAAAGAAGAAGAGAAGCAACAAGAAGAGAAAGAAGAAGAGAAGAAGCAAGACGCUCCAACACCUGAUGUUCCUUCAAGAUUAACACAGGAGGCAUCUCAGCCCGAUGCCACAAAUCCAAUUCUUGAUCCCCCAAAAGGAACGAGCCUUCAUGAUUCAAUACCUGUAGGUAUGCAAGAAUCAAAUGAUGAAGAUGAAGGACAAAAAAAGCCAACAAAGAAAAAACUAGGAUGGGGGUCAAAAGAAGGUUUGGCAGAAAAUUCCAAAGGAGGACAGGGACAGAAUUCAAGAAUACUACUUAAUGAUAACUUUUGGGCAGGACUCGAUAGUGAGAAAGUGACAAACCAUGAUAUCAAAGAUAUUGUAUGGGACCUGGAACUGUCACAAAACGCCUAUAUCCAAAUAGAGGAGGAGAAAAUAGGGCCUAUGCAGACAGAUAGUCCACAGUACAUGUCUACAUGGACUUGGGCUUACAUGCAAACCUUCCUAGAACCAAAUUGGCAUAGGGCCCUGUAUGAACACUUACUUGAAAAACUCGGGAAAUGCAAUGUUCUCUUCUUCCCGAUCAUUUCAAGUUUUGAGUUCCACUUUACACUUCUCACAUUUCACAAAAUUGAACGAAAGUGGAGACACUACAAUCCACUUAGAUCGUUGGGAUCUAGAAAAGAAGAAAAGUGUAUUGACAUUGCUCAAAAUUUUGUUAAUAUUGUGGAAGGGUGGCUAGAAUAUAUCAGACCACAAGCACAAGAGUUCUUAGAAACUAAAAAAAUACCAAAACUUGUGAAGCAAAAAGAAGGGCCCCAUACACCUGCACAGGUUGAUUUGUCCCCAAAUGAAGAACUCACUCUAAAUUGGAUUCUGCAAAAUCCAUAUCAGUUUCCAUUUGAGGAUGACACAGAAUGUGCUCAACAAAAUUCAUCUUCGUUGGAUUGCGGCAUGUUCGUCAUGUUCUACAUGGAUAAAAUAGCACAAGGACAGCCCAUUCCAAAAAGUGUGGACAAGAAAUUCAUGAAUGAAUAUCGAGCACAAUAUGUCACAAAACUCCUACACCACAAACACUGUGAUGCAACAAAAAGAAAGGGAAACAACAAACUGCACUGA
Molecule: messenger RNA, 2532 nt
Organism: Prunus armeniaca (apricot)
Lineage: Eukaryota; Viridiplantae; Streptophyta; Magnoliopsida; Rosales; Rosaceae
Source: the annotation of a GenBank genome assembly